AUGUCAGCCAGAAAGGGCUAUCUGCUCCCUUCGCCAAAUUAUCCCACAACAAUGUCAUGCUCGGAGAGCCCCGCCGCGAACUCUUUUUUGGUCGACUCACUCAUCAGCUCCGGCAGAGGCGAGGCUGGCGGCGGUGGCAGCGGCGCCGGGGGCGGCGGUGGCGGCGGCUACUACGCCCACGGCGGGGUCUACCUGCCACCGGCGGCCGACCUGCCCUACGGGCUGCAGAGCUGCGGGCUCUUCCCGGCUCUGGGAGGCAAGCGCAAUGAGGCGGCGUCGCCGGGCGGCGGCGGCGGCAGCGGGGGCCUGGGUCCUGGGGCACACAGCUACGCGCCCGCGCCUAUAGACCUGUGGCUAGACGCGCCCCGGUCGUGCCGGAUGGAGCAGCCCGAGGGGCCGCCGCCGCCGCCACCGCCCCAGCAACAGCCACCGCCCCCGCCGCAACCACCCCAACCCCCGCCGCAGGCCACCUCGUGCUCUUUCGCGCAGAACAUCAAAGAGGAGAGCUCCUACUGCCUCUACGACUCGGCGGACAAAUGCCCCAAAGGCUCCACCGCCGCAGCCGAGCUGGCUCCCUUCCCGCGAGGCCCGCCGCCCGACGGCUGCGCCCUGAGCACCUCCAGCGGGGUGCCAGUGCCCGGCUACUUCCGCCUCUCCCAGGCCUAUGGCACGGCCAAGGGUUACGGCAGCAGCGGCGGCGCACAGCAGCUCGGCGCCGGCCCGUUCCCCGCUCAGCCCCCCGGGCGCGGCUUCGACCCGCCACCCGCACUCGCCUCCGGCUCAGCGGAUGCAGCCCGGAAAGAGCGAGCCCUCGAUUCACCGCCGCCCCCCACGCUGACUUGCGGUGGCGGCGGCGGGGGCUCGCAGGGCGACGAGGAGGCGCACGCGUCGUCCUCGGCCGCGGAGGAGCUCUCCCCAGCCCCUUCCGAAAGCAGCAAAGCCUCGCCCGAGAAGGACUCCCUGGGCAAUUCCAAAGGCGAAAACGCAGCCAACUGGCUCACAGCAAAGAGCGGCAGGAAGAAGCGCUGCCCUUACACCAAGCACCAGACGCUGGAGCUGGAGAAGGAGUUUCUGUUCAACAUGUACCUUACUCGAGAGCGGCGCCUAGAGAUCAGCCGCAGCGUCCACCUCACGGACAGACAAGUUAAAAUCUGGUUUCAGAACCGCAGGAUGAAACUGAAGAAAAUGAACCGAGAAAACCGGAUCCGGGAGCUCACAGCCAAUUUUAAUUUUUCCUGA
Messenger RNA from Puma concolor (puma), 1239 nucleotides. RefSeq names its product homeobox A10 (gene HOXA10). The record is from RefSeq and is a predicted model, not a curated record. Gene Ontology annotation, molecular function: DNA-binding transcription factor activity, RNA polymerase II-specific; RNA polymerase II cis-regulatory region sequence-specific DNA binding. Gene Ontology annotation, cellular component: nucleus. Gene Ontology annotation, biological process: regulation of transcription by RNA polymerase II. NCBI's taxonomy places the organism in Eukaryota, Metazoa, Chordata, Mammalia, Carnivora, Felidae.